This is a messenger RNA of Fragaria vesca subsp. vesca, 1522 nucleotides long. Its product is annotated as protein ABSCISIC ACID-INSENSITIVE 5-like. Gene Ontology annotation, biological process: positive regulation of DNA-templated transcription. Gene Ontology annotation, cellular component: nucleus. The record is from RefSeq and is a predicted model, not a curated record. NCBI's taxonomy places the organism in Eukaryota, Viridiplantae, Streptophyta, Magnoliopsida, Rosales, Rosaceae. Gene Ontology annotation, molecular function: DNA-binding transcription factor activity. Bases 1 to 1314 code for a protein of 437 amino acids. The transcript is spliced from 5 exons.
AUGGGUGGUGUCUCGGAGUCUGAAACGAUGUCCCACAGCAGGGAGGAAUCACCAUUGCAGUCUGACCAACAUGCCAAGAACAACCAACUAUUCACGUCCUUAGGAAGAGAGUCUUCCAUCUACUCUCUCACUCUCGACGAGUUCCAGCACACCCUCUGUGAGAACGGCAAGAAUUUCGGGUCUAUGAACAUGGAUGAGUUCCUCAACAGCAUUUGGACUGCUGAAGAAAAUCAAGCCAUCAACUCCACCCACCACAACAACAAUAAUAACCUCAAUGCCAACCACAUCAACAAUAUAAGCAGCAGCAAUGUCCAGCACCACGCUUCGAGCGAGGUCUCUACGGAAAAAAAGGGUAUGAUUGCCAGGCAACCAAGCUUGGCACGUCAGGGUUCACUCACCCUGCCUGCGCCAUUGUGUAGGAAGACAGUGGAUGAAGUUUGGUCUGAAAUACACAGGGGUCAGAAAGCACAAGCUCAGCAACUAAACAAUAACCACAAUGAUAGCAAUGAUGGUGCUCAGAAUUCCGAGUAUGCUGCUCGCCAGCCCACAUUUGGGGAGAUGACAUUGGAGGAUUUUCUGGUAAAAGCAGGGGUAGUUCGGGAACCAGAUUCAAUGUCAGUGGCUCCCCUCCCGCCCCAACCCCAACAGCAACCACAGCAGUAUGGCGUAGUGGGACAAAGUUUUAUGAUGGGAAUGGGUGCAAAUGCUGGUGCUAGCACUAGUACUACUCCUGUUCUUCCCAAUUAUCAAACUAUCCCUCAAGGUGGAGCCCCGGUGGGAGAGUCACCCGGGUAUGCUACAAAUGGCAAGAGGAAUGGGGUAUACCUGCCGCCACCGUCACAGGCAGUUUGUUUUGGUGGGAGAAUGGUGAACGGUGGCGGUGGUUAUGCCCCAACACAGCCAAUUGGGAUGGCUGCUCCUCUGAGUCCAGUGUCAUCAGAUGGGAUGUGUGCGAGUCAGAUUGAGAACUCAGGGGGCCAACAUGGUAUGGGUAUGGGUGCACUGAGGGGAAGAAAGAGAAUUAUAGAUGGUCCAGUGGAGAAGGUGGUGGAGAGGAGGCAGAGAAGGAUGAUUAAGAAUAGAGAGUCUGCUGCAAGGUCUAGAGCCAGGAAACAGGCAUACACUGUCGAGUUGGAGGCAGAACUGAACCAGUUAAGAGAAGAAAAUGCAAACCUUAAACAGGCACUGACUGAGCUUGAGAUGAAACGAAAGCAACAGCACUGUGAGGAAAUGAGAAAAAGAGUUCAGAGCAGGGCGCAGAAAGCUAUGGAGAAGCUGUGGAUGCUGAAGAGGAGUCACAGUUGUGCUGUGUGAUGCACAAAUCAAUCAUAAAAGGAAGUGAAAUGUCACUGAGGAAUAGAUGAAUCAAAGUUCCCCACUAAUGAAUGCAACUAAGGAUGUUCUGCACGGUGCUGAAAAAAAUUCCUUCAACUGUGUUCUAAGACGAUAUGACCAUAGAUAUGUGCACAUCGAUUGAGAAUAGUAGUUCAAGAUGUGUAAAACCAAGUUGAGCUAGCAUAAA